AUCAUAAUUGAUAAAGAAUAUGGUUGGUGAAAUCCACGAUCCAUCCUCCGCCACCUCACUAUCAAACCACGUGUUCGCAUCUACUCUUCUCAUCACCUUUCCUAUUACCCGCCUUUAAUUCCAUCUCCUUAGGUAACUGUAAAACUGCUUCUGUUUCCUAGUCCUAGUCCUUAACCAACUCCUCCUCUAUAAAUAUACACUGCAAUCCUUUCCCUUUCAUUCCCAUCUUUGAAAUUAUUAAUCAACAAUGUCUCCUCUUUCAGCUACUCACAUUGUCAUCGAAGCCGUCUCUUUCCCGCCGGCGGUCAAGCCUCCUGCCUCUGAUAAAACCCUCUUCCUUGCUGGCGCAGGGGUUAGAGGAUUGGAGAUCGAAGGGAAGUUCGUUAAGUUUACUGCGAUUGGGGUGUAUUUAGAGGAUGACGCUGUGCCUUUGUUGGCUGUGAAGUGGAAGGGCAAGACUGCUCAGGAGCUCACGGAUUCUGUUGAGUUCUUCAGAGAAAUUGUCACAGGUCCAUAUGAGAAGUUCAUCCGAGUAACAAUGAUCUUGCCUUUAAGUGGUCAACAGUACUCGGAGAAAGUUGCAGAAAAUUGUGUUGCAAUUUGGAAAUCUUUCGGAAUUUACACUGAUGCAGAAGCUAAAGCUAUUGAUAAAUUCUUAGAAAUCUUCAAAGAAGAAAAUUUUCCUCCUGGUUCCUCUAUUCUUUUCACACAAUUGCCUCAUGGAUCGGUUGCGAUAAGCUUUUCAAAAGAUGGGUCAAUCCCAGAAGUUGAGAAUGGACUGAUAGAGAACAAAUUACUUUCAGAGGCAAUCCUGGAGUCGAUUAUAGGUAAGCAUGGUGUUUCUCCUGCAGCAAGACAGAGUGUAGCUGCAAGGUUAGCAUACUUGUUUGAAAAAAGUACUCAAACAGAUAAGUUGGAUAGUACUACUUCUAGUUAAAAGCUGUAAAAGGUUGCUAAGAAGUUGAGAUGUUAUUGUAGUAGUGGAGAGAAAUAAACUGUGGGAGAAGGAAGAGGCUAUGUUAAACCUUGUCCCAUUUAUAAUAGAUAAAAGGUUUUUAUUUGUAAAA
This is a messenger RNA of Ricinus communis (castor bean), 1067 nucleotides long. Its product is annotated as chalcone--flavanone isomerase. The record is from RefSeq and is a predicted model, not a curated record. NCBI's taxonomy places the organism in Eukaryota, Viridiplantae, Streptophyta, Magnoliopsida, Malpighiales, Euphorbiaceae. Gene Ontology annotation, biological process: flavonoid biosynthetic process. The transcript is spliced from 4 exons. Bases 248 to 937 code for a protein of 229 amino acids. Gene Ontology annotation, molecular function: chalcone isomerase activity.